Suillus subalutaceus is the source of this 1119-nucleotide messenger RNA. RefSeq lists its product as uncharacterized. The record is from RefSeq and is a predicted model, not a curated record. The transcript is spliced from 6 exons. Bases 1 to 1119 code for a protein of 372 amino acids. NCBI's taxonomy places the organism in Eukaryota, Fungi, Basidiomycota, Agaricomycetes, Boletales, Suillaceae.
AUGAAUCGCUUGUUCAGGGAAGCGUCUGACAUUUUCUUACAGCGUAAAGCGGAGGCUCAACUAGAUCCCUUUGCCCUCCAACGUGUAACAUCUCAUAAACCGUGCAAGACCAAGACGUUCAUUUGGUCCCUACCCGUGGAAAUCCUCAUCGCUACCGUCGCCCUUCUAGGAGUGCAAGAUCUGCGCACUGUACACAAAAACUUCCCAACCUCCCCGAAGGAUUUAUUCCACAUUCGUGUAGACCCGCAGAAUUUUGACGUUCUGGCUACUUGGAGGCGAACGGAUACUUUUCGUCCGCCGCGUAUGGUGUUGAGUUGGCUGGAUUCUGGUUUGCGAUCCUCACAGCUAUCCGCAUUUUCCCACUUCCUCGAAUCCGUCCCCCACAAAUCGAUACGAUAUAUCACACUUCUUUGGAAUUUUGACAUUCUCACAUCCCCGGUUCUCCCACAAAUUGUUGCAUUACUAGAAAGCAUCCGUGCCUCCGGCGUCGAAGAGCUGACGUGCAUGGGUGCGAACAACCUGAAAGCCUUUGAAACAUGUUCGCGGGCAUUCUUUUCCCCAAACGUCCUUCCUUUCACAAUUCAAACCAUCCGCCUUUCCCGCAGUUUGGAAAAGCUUCGACUGAGUUCCGUCAAGCUCAGUUCUGCGCAUUGGGAUAAACUCCUGCGCCAUCUUGCGAUUCCAACCCUUGUCGAACUCCGAGUCGAUGCGGACUGUGCGCCAUCCACGCUCGUUCGUUUUCUGGCCCGUCACCCUGCUAUCACUAACCUCAGUGUCAUCCCGCGACCUGGUAGUCCUUGGAGGGCCAAUCGAAUCACCACUCGUUUGAGUCUUUCUCUAUCGUAUGCUAGAUGGACCCCCUUGUACAUCUCCUCCAAGUCCUUGGAGUCAUCCAUCAAACACUUAGUGAUUGACUACUCGGAUGGUUUAGUCUCCGGUGCUGCAGGUGAUACCUUGGCGCUAUCUGCGGCAUGGAUUCAAGCUCUUCCUAAAGUCAAGCGUUUUACUUUGCAAGGUUACUCAGCUACUACUGCCGAGGAUCUUGUCAACAUCAUGCGUAGCUUUGCUGCGGGUGAUGUUGAAUUAGGUGUGGAUGUGCAGGUCGCACCAAAAUCAUAA